AUGCCGAUAGAGAAGCGGAAGUCGUAUUCUAUACGUUACUAUGCUUCCCUUGCUUAGAAUAUUGCUAAGAACGGUUUUGUCGUUAUGCCUUGCUCUUGGUGCGUGUCGCAAGGCCUUGUCUGCAAAAUGAUCGCGCGUACAAAGCGUUACGAAGCCUACAUUCGUCGAGGUUGUUCUUGCGAUAGCUCUAGUAUACCGCUUUCUUCCUAUAAAUUCUCUAGGAGCAGCGUCGUAUCAAGGAUGCUAAACGUUAUACCGAACUUGAGCUAGAUAAAUCUUAAUGCUGUCUAGAAGAAGCCUAGCACAAGUUGUCCGAAAGGCUUAUACGGCUCCGGCGUCUUCGUCAGUAGAAGGAGUUUUUAGUAGAGAAAGGUACCGAUAUAGUAGCACGUAGUCUAUUAAUCUUAGACGAGUUAGAGGAGGUUAAGUAGCAAGAGCGGUAAGAGGUACCUACUAUACCCUCGUCAUAGAUUAAUAAUACCGUCGAUGCUAUCGAC
Molecule: messenger RNA, 497 nt
Organism: Thermothelomyces thermophilus ATCC 42464
Lineage: Eukaryota; Fungi; Ascomycota; Sordariomycetes; Sordariales; Chaetomiaceae
Exons: 2
Coding region: 85-270 (61 amino acids)
Source: RefSeq, a predicted model, not a curated record